This is a messenger RNA of Cooperia oncophora, 555 nucleotides long. The record is from the annotation of a GenBank genome assembly. Lineage: Eukaryota; Metazoa; Nematoda; Chromadorea; Rhabditida; Trichostrongylidae.
AUGGCUGGAAUCGUCACUGCUCAAGACCUAGUUGCUGCUCUGGCAUCGCAUCACACUCGAGUGUCUAAAGAGCCAGUACAAGAAGCUCUUUCCGUUGAAAAAAUCAAGCAAGAGUUUGAGAGAAUGCGAGAGACCUCAAGCUGCUGUAACUAUCACAAAAAGAGACCACCGGACCAUCGAUCUCGUCAGCUGUGCGCGGUGGCUAAAACUGCAUUGCUUAUUGAUGCUAUUUGCACCCUGUGUUAUUCUUGUAAUUUGGCUAACUUUCGUGCUGUUUACACCCAACAUCCUGAACUUCACACGGUUGACGUCGUUCAUUUGGGGAACAGCAGCACCGAUCCAGGCGCUGACGAGAGAGAAGACGAUUCGACUGGUCACAACGCGGGGGAAGCUUGUUCAAAGUCCUCGUGUAAUGGGUACCGGUUGUGUUACGAAGUAGUGAAAAAGGAAAACGAUCCGUUUUCUCGUCACGGUGAGAAGGUUAAGGUAAGCCUCGCGGAAGUCAUGUCUCGUUUGCUAACAGAAAAGCCCGGACUCAGAGAGAAUUACGUCUGA